Molecule: messenger RNA, 1334 nt
Organism: Hemicordylus capensis (graceful crag lizard)
Lineage: Eukaryota; Metazoa; Chordata; Lepidosauria; Squamata; Cordylidae
Gene: TCF21
Product: transcription factor 21
Exons: 2
Coding region: 145-738 (197 amino acids)
Biological process (GO): developmental process; regulation of transcription by RNA polymerase II
Molecular function (GO): DNA-binding transcription factor activity, RNA polymerase II-specific; RNA polymerase II transcription regulatory region sequence-specific DNA binding; protein dimerization activity
Source: RefSeq, a predicted model, not a curated record
CACCCGCCUCCCGAGGCCGGCGAGGAAGAGUCCAGAGGGGCUGGAAGAGGCCGCCCGCUGCGGGGUCGCCCUGCCCCCGUGCCCUCCUCGCCUACCUUCCCCGCCAGGUGGUGCUGCCUGCUUCUGCCCCCCGGGCGAGGGGCCAUGUCCACCGGCUCGCUGAGCGAUGCCGAAGACUUGCCCGAGGUGGAGAUGCUGGACUGCGGCGGCGGCCUGAAGAUGGGUCGUCGCGGCUCCCCUCGCCCUCCUGCCCUCCGCGGCGCGUCCAGCGAGAGCCACGAAGACGAGGGCGAGCAGCAGCUGGGCUCCCCUCCUGCCAAGGGCCGGGCAGCGGCAGCAGCAGCCCCGGCGGCGGCGGGCAAGAGGAAGAAGGCGGCGGCGGCGGGCAAGAAGAGCCCGCUGAACGGCGUGGUCAGCCAGGAGGGCAAGCAGGUCCAGAGGAACGCGGCCAACGCGCGGGAGCGGGCUCGCAUGCGGGUGCUGAGCAAAGCCUUCUCCCGGCUCAAGACCACCUUGCCGUGGGUGCCCCCGGACACCAAGCUCUCCAAGCUGGACACCCUCCGCCUGGCCUCCAGCUACAUCGCCCACCUGAGGCAGAUCCUGGCCAGCGACAAGUACGAGAACGGCUACAUCCACCCCGUCAACCUGACCUGGCCCUUCAUGGUUGCUGGCAAACCAGAGAAUGAGCUUAAAGAAGCAGUGAAUACAAAUCGGCUGUGUGGUCCUACAGCAUCCUGACCCUGGAUUUUCAAGCAUGGAAAGCCAGUCUUCUGUGUGUAUACACUGUGUGUGUGUGUGUGUGUGUGUGUGUGUGUGUGUGUGUGAGAGAGAGAGAGAGAGAGAGAGAGAGAGAAGGGGGGGAGAGAGAAUGAAUGUUGGGGGUUGCAAAUUAAAUGGGAGAUUGCCUCCCCAUGGAAAAACACUAAACCGAAGUGGAGACCAAAUACACCGUGCCAACCCCGCUCCCCAAACCCAACCACCCUCUAAAACCCAACACUCCAAAGUGCAUAUAUUUAACUUUAUUAACUUGUAUAUAUUUGAAUAUUCUGCAAUGAGGCCUUGCUGGUUCAAGUGCUGUUCUCUGGAUCCAACCAAACUUUGCCACUGUCUCUUUCUGUGUACCCUACUCUGUGAAAGACGGCGAUUCCUAGAAUCAAUUACUCUGAUAGUCAUAACUCUCUAAAACAAUGCACAUUAAAGAUAUUCUAUGGAUAUAUUUUCUUCAGACAGAUUUUGCUAUAUUUUGUGUGAAUAAAAAUAAUCCUUAACAGGAAAAGAAAUUAAAACAACACACAGCAGUAUGGGCUUUUUAUUCUUUUUCUUUUAAAGAAUCU